Molecule: messenger RNA, 1512 nt
Organism: Achroia grisella
Lineage: Eukaryota; Metazoa; Arthropoda; Insecta; Lepidoptera; Pyralidae
Gene: ifc
Product: sphingolipid delta(4)-desaturase DES1
Exons: 7
Coding region: 17-982 (321 amino acids)
Biological process (GO): ceramide biosynthetic process
Cellular component (GO): membrane
Molecular function (GO): sphingolipid delta-4 desaturase activity
Source: RefSeq, a predicted model, not a curated record
AAUUUAAGUGCUUACAAUGGGUGCAAAAGUGUCUAGAAAUGAUUUUGAGUGGGUAUACACAGAGGAACCGCAUGCGAGCCGCCGGAAGAUCAUCCUAGAAAAAUAUCCUGAAAUAAAGCAGUUGUUCGGUUACGAUCCACUGUUCAAAUGGGUGGUGACGGGGAUGGUGAUCAUACAAUUAGUCAUGAUGCCGAUCGUGCAAAAUCUCAGCUGGCCAAUGUUGCUGCUUGUCGCCUAUUGCUUCGGCGGAGUUAUCAACCAUUCACUUAUGUUAGCGAUACACGAAAUAGCGCAUAACCUCGCCUUCGGUCACUGUCGGCCAUUACACAAUAGGUUGUUUGGUUUCUUCGCCAACUUACCGAUUGGUAUACCAGUAUCAAUAAGCUUCAAGAAGUAUCAUUUAGAACAUCACAGGUAUCAAGGUGACGAAGUAAUAGACACCGACCUCCCGACCCUUCUAGAAGCAAAGCUCUUCUGCACAACGGGCGGGAAACUGCUGUGGCUGUUCUUGCAGCCGUUCUUCUACGCACUGCGCCCUCUGGUAGUGCGACCCAAACCACCGUCCCCUAUGGAAGUUAUCAACUUAAUUAUACAACUGUUUUUCGAUGCUAUCGUAGUUAAUUUAUACGGCUGGAAGGUGCUAGUAUACCUAGUGCUAGGAUCUCUGUUGGCGAUGGGAGUGCAUCCAGUAGCAGGGCACUUCGUAUCUGAACACUAUAUGUUCCGUAAAGGCUUCGAGACCUAUUCAUACUACGGACCACUGAACUGGAUAACUUUCAACGUGGGAUACCACAACGAACAUCAUGACUUCCCAGCGGUGCCUGGUAGAAGGCUACCCGAGGUGAAACGAAUAGCGUCAGAGUUCUACGACAAUCUACCUCAACACAACAGUUGGUCGAGUGUACUAUACGACUUCGUAAUGGACCCAGAGAUUGGACCGUACGCGAGAAUCAAGCGCAAACAUCACGGUCUAGACAGCUAGGUGUAACUGUAGAGUAUAGAGAAAAACUAGUACGUAGUUAGCCGUCGAUUUAUUAUUGCAUUUUAUAUGAUGAAAUACAAAUACAUUAUACUGGAACUAUAAUAAUGGGGCUUAAUCAUGUAUCUAACAAUUUUCACUUAUAUCAAAGGAGCGACUCGCCCAUCUACGCAGGGCUAUUUAAAUUAAUGUACAUAAAAUAUCGUUACAAUUUUCUUGAGAUUAUCGCGAGCAUAGAGACAGAUGCAUGUAGACUUGUUUUUCUUUAUAAUAUGUAUAGAUUAAAAUCAACAAUUUUACGAUUAUGUAUGGACCAUUUCACAGUUUCAAUUGCGAGCCAUUAGCUUGUAACUGUAGUUCAUAUAAAAUCUAAAUUUUUAAAUCAAUUGAGAAGAGAUAAUGAUGAAAUUAUCCAUUAUGGUUAUUAAAUAGCUUUUUACAUUUUUCUCCUAAAGACAUUGUUGGACAUUUCCAUUUAUAUAUUCCAUUGUUAUUUAAAAAGUCGCCCCGGGUCCAAUUGAUUUUGUUCAUUA